AUGGAAGAAGGUGCCAUUCUGAAGAAAGAGACGGAGGUCCUUAAGCAAGCAGCAGAGGUGGCCAAAGGACGCGAGCAGAACUAUAAGUCCAUGAUGGAGAAGUUCGCAGCCAAGAGUAAGGAUUUGGAGACCGGCAUGACAAAGCUGGAGGCCGAGAACAAACAACUCCUGGAUCGCAUCAGUCAGCUGGAGGUGGUUGCUGAGAACGAGAAGAAGCUGUCGAAGCAACUGGAGCAGUCCACCAGCGAGAACGACAAGUUGGCUGCGGAGCUGAAGGAGUUGGAAGUGAGUCUCCAGAGCAAGGACACUCACAUCACCAAGCUCUCAACCGACUUGGAGGAAAGCCACAAGGAGAAGACACUCAUCAAGCAGAAGUCGACGAAGGAGUUCCAAGUGAAGGCUGAGAAGAAGUUCCAAAAUGAUGAGAGGAAGAUCUGGGAAACCACUGAGAAGGUGGUGCAGGCCAAGGCGGAGACGAAAUAUGCCAUCAAAGAGGCCGAACGCGCCAAGCAG
Molecule: messenger RNA, 513 nt
Organism: Durusdinium trenchii
Lineage: Eukaryota; Dinophyceae; Suessiales; Symbiodiniaceae
Source: the annotation of a GenBank genome assembly